GUCGCCUGCUGGGCUCGAUCGUGGGUCUCGCCUGCAGAGCCCGCCCUUCCGCUCGCAAGGGCCCCCAAGGGCGUGACCGGGGACGUGUUGUGCCGGCGCCAGCCUAGGGCGGAGGCUCGGAACCGCCCAAUGAGAUCUCUUCUCUCUAGGGAUGUUGAAGUUGGAAAGAGGCUCCUAUAAUUCCUCUCCUGGAUAAAUUUCCUGCCAGAAGACAUGGAGAACGCUGUCACUGGGAGCCAGAGCUCUCACGCUUCUUUGCGAGACAUCCAUUCCAUCAACCCUACACAACUCAUGGCCAGGAUUGAGUCCUAUGAAGGAAGGGAAAAGAAAGGCAUAUCUGAUGUCAGAAGGACUUUCUGUUUGUUUGUCACCUUUGACCUCUUAUUUGUAACAUUACUGUGGAUAAUAGAGUUAAAUGUGAAUGGAGGCAUUGAGAACACAUUAGAGAAGGAGGUGGUGCAGUAUGACUUCUACUCUUCUUAUUUUGAUAUAUUUCUUUUGGCAGUCUUUCGGUUCAAAGUGUUAAUACUUGCCUAUGCUGUGUGCAGACUGCGCCAUUGGUGGGCAAUAGCAUUGACAACAGCAGUGACCAGUGCCUUUUUACUAGCAAAAGUGAUCCUCUCAAAGCUUUUCUCUCAAGGGGCUUUUGGUUAUGUGCUGCCCAUCAUUUCGUUCAUCCUUGCCUGGAUUGAGACGUGGUUCCUGGAUUUCAAAGUGUUACCUCAAGAGUCAGAGGAAGAAAACAGGCUCCUGAUAGUUCAGGAUGCUUCGGAGAGGGCAGCACUUAUACCUGGUGGUCUUUCUGAUGGUCAGUUUUACUCUCCUCCUGAAUCUGAAGCAGGAUCUGAAGAAAUGGAAGAAAAGCAAGACAGUGAAAAACCACUUUUAGAGCUAUGAGUACUACUUUUGUUAAAGUAAGUCUUUAAAAAUGAAACUGUAACAACAAAGUUCUGAAAUAGGGAGCAUUUCUUCUAGAGGAUUCAAAGUAAAAUUCAAAGAAUAUGAGUAUGAAUAUGUAGCCAGAUUUGCCCUAUUUAUAUGAAUUUAUCAGUCACAUUUUAAUUUCUGUAAAAUGUCUUAACAUUUUCUGUAUGGGUAUAAAUUUGUGAAGUAUGGAAAAUACCUUAAAGUCUCAAAUUUGUAAAUAAGUAUGAAUUCAUUUUUGUUUACUUACCCAGAAUGUCUCUGUGUCAAAUGUUGUUUAAUUACAGACCCUAACUUCUGUGUGCUAUGAGGGUGGCAGUCCUAUGAGGUAUGGUACUGUUGCUGUCCCCAUUUGUGCUUGAGGCAGGUGAGACUAGGGUGGGCGAGCACCUGUUCCAGGUGCGCAGACAGGGAGUGGUGGAGCCAGGCCGCAGGCCCUCCUGUCUGGUACCAGUACAUGCUCUGACCCCGCACUGGAAUGUCUCUCAAGUUUUUGGAGCUUCUGCGAUGAAAGAUGCGAUUCAGUCAUUGAAAGCAGUAGUGCUUGGUGUACCUCAAGUUGGAGCACGUUGUUAAAUUCUUUCAGAUCAUCAAAGGAGAAUAUUUCAGCCCCAGAAAUACAGAAAGAUAAACAUCAAUUGUAGUAGCAGCAGCUCUAAUUAUUUACAUACAAAAGGGAAAAGGGAGAUCUUAAAAUUCUUUAUUAUAAGAAAAAAACAAUUUUGUAAUGUGUGAUAAUGGAUGUUAAGUAGACUUAUGGUAGCAACCAUUUUGUAAUAUAUACAAAUAUUGAAUCAUUAUGUUGUAUACCUGAAACUAAUAUAAAGUUAUGUGUCA
Molossus molossus (Pallas's mastiff bat) is the source of this 1761-nucleotide messenger RNA. It is a transcript of the gene STARD3NL, whose product is annotated as STARD3 N-terminal like. The transcript is spliced from 8 exons. The record is from RefSeq and is a predicted model, not a curated record. Bases 214 to 897 code for a protein of 227 amino acids. Lineage: Eukaryota; Metazoa; Chordata; Mammalia; Chiroptera; Molossidae.